Molecule: messenger RNA, 390 nt
Organism: Dibothriocephalus latus
Lineage: Eukaryota; Metazoa; Platyhelminthes; Cestoda; Diphyllobothriidea; Diphyllobothriidae
Source: the annotation of a GenBank genome assembly
AUGCGUCCUACCCAUGCUAAUCGACUAGGAUCCACCGGCGUUUGGGACCGCACACUCCCAAAGACGCCAGCUAAACACGUGCGCUAUGAUCCCAGGCCACCGCCAAGGUACUGGGACAGGCCCUGGGGCGAGGAGGUGGAUACAAUGGAUCAAAUUAAGCAUGCGCGAAGUUCCUCCGAUCAGAGUGCCCUGCAACAGUUUGUGCGGUACUCAGACACCUCAUUAACCGACUACACCUCCCCUGCAUCCUCCGUUCACCUUAGAGAAGGCUGGCCUGAAGAUGUUGGCAGUGAUUCACCGUUCAUGCAACCGGACGCAUCUCGACAAAGCCUGCAACAAGACAGGUAUUUUAUAGCUCUUAACUGGUUGUAUAUUUACCCUGCAAUAUAA